Molecule: messenger RNA, 1148 nt
Organism: Larimichthys crocea (large yellow croaker)
Lineage: Eukaryota; Metazoa; Chordata; Actinopteri; Sciaenidae
Gene: scp2b
Product: sterol carrier protein 2b
Exons: 5
Coding region: 146-565 (139 amino acids)
Cellular component (GO): cytosol
Source: RefSeq, a predicted model, not a curated record
ACGUCGAGUCUGAAGAUCCGGGAAAAAAACAGGAAGCAACGAGGAAGUGUAGCUAGCAACCAACAGGCAGAGCACCAACUCCAGCAGCGGCUCUCUAACCUGUGACACUGUUUGUUCGCGUCACCUCACAGCACGACACCAAGAAAUGCCUGAGAUACAGGUACCGAGGAUUCAAGCUGUGGUCACCAGCGCUAGUGACGGACUGGAGGGUUUCAAGGCGCAUGCUGUGUUCCAGGAAAUCAACAAGAAGCUGCAGGAGGAAGGAGAGCAGUUUGUGAAAAAGAUUGGUGGAGUGUUUGCCUUCAAAGUAAAGGACGGCCCAAAUGGACAGGAGGCGACGUGGUUCGUGGAUGUGAAGAACGGCAAUGGCUGUGUUCACAAUGACACGGCUAAAAAAGCAGACUGCACCAUUUCCAUGUCGGACACAGACCUGCUGGCCUUGAUGACAGGGAAGAUGAAUCCACAGACUGCAUUUUUCCAGGGCAAGCUGAAAAUCACAGGAAACAUGGGACUGGCCAUGAAGCUUCAGAACCUGCAGCUUCAACCGGGCAAGGCCAAGCUGUAAGAUGCAACAUCUGAGCUUAGCUGUAACUACACCUCUCAACACUGAAUGGAAUUAACCAUGAAGAAUUUAACAGCAAAUGUGGUUUCAGAUAAAUGUUAAAGUUCCUCAUCACUGGACUGAACCACUUUUUGUACUAAUGACCUCACUGAGCGACCAGGGGAUUAGUCAGCAACCUGCCAAGCUAACUGGAGGAUAAGAAUAGAUGGACAGAUAAUUAAUUCUCAAGAUAAUCCUUUCAGUACACCGGGGUAGAGACAGGUGCCCAUACUUAUUCACUUUAUGUCCAGUUUUCAAUAACCUUCCAAAGUUUGUCACUAAUGAAAUCUUUCUUUGUGUGUACUGGGUCUUGGAAAUGUUUUGAGUAGAGCAGAUUGAUGUCAUUUUCCACAAUCAUGGACACAACAGUCUAAGUGCCUCCUCGUCUCAGACUUGCAGUUUGCUCUAUGGUUUUUAGCCAACAACAUAGAACUCUUUUUCACUGUGGGCAUCCGAUGUUAUACCAGGGGGGGUGUUAUUUUCUGCAGUGCUAUCAUUACUGUAUGAAGAUUUCUACUAAAUAAAUUUGUCUUUGCUGGAACAUUCA